Aspergillus oryzae RIB40 is the source of this 2022-nucleotide messenger RNA. Its product is annotated as ATP-binding protein. Lineage: Eukaryota; Fungi; Ascomycota; Eurotiomycetes; Eurotiales; Aspergillaceae. The record is from RefSeq and is a predicted model, not a curated record. The transcript has a single exon. Bases 1 to 2022 code for a protein of 673 amino acids.
AUGGCUAAGAAUCAUACAGACCGCAAGGGGGCUCUAUUUGACUCAUCGGGAUACCUAGCUGAUUUGCUGACUCGUUGUGCCUUUAUCGAAAAACAGUUUUAUGGAGACAGAGAUCCUGUCAUAUUAAAUAUCGAGAAAGAACGAUCGAUUGUCCGGGUGUACGUAGCAAUAUUGCGAUACUCCGCCGAAGUACGGAGAGUUCAACAGUCUAACAAGGGAAAAGACAUCGCGGAGAGCGUAACAGCUAUAACAAGCCAGCCACUCACACAGCUCAAGACCUCGAUCAAGGAAGAGGAGGCCCACUUAUAUCACUGGCUGGUCCUGGACCAACACCUGCACCGCAGGAAGGAAGCAGAAGCUACUCUGAAUCGUCUCGAUAAAUUGACCGUGGAUAUCCAAGAAGUGCGCGAUGCGGUUGAUAUGUUAAAUCUCCCUUUUGCCAAGGGCGCAUUUUUUGGCUCCUUCGAGGACCAGCAUGAGGAUGAAUGCCUUCCUGGAACGCGAACAGAACUGCUUCAGCAGGUGCAGGGCUGGGGAAGAUUCAGUGAUAAACAUUUAUUCUGGCUAAAUGGAAUGGCAGGCACUGGCAAGUCCACCAUUGCAAGGACGGUAGCCCGAGCUUUUGAAGAGGAUGGCAUCCUCGGGGCAAGUUUCUUUUUCAAGAGGGGGGAGGGAGAUCGGGGCUCAACUGCAAAGUUUUUCUCGACAAUUGUCAAGCAAUUGGCAGUCCACAUUCCUCAAAUGGUCCCCGGAGUCCGAAAAGCUCUUGGAGAAGAUCCUGCGAUUCCAGGAAAAUCGCUUCGAGAGCAGUUUAAUAAGCUUAUGUUGCAGCCAUUACUCGCUGUCAAGCAUGGCGAAGCUAUAGACACCACAGUGAUUGUCAUCGACGCUCUGGAUGAAUGCGAACCGCAAGAAGACGUGGAGAUCAUCCUCAGCCUUUUACCUGGGGUUGAGACGGCUACAAAUUUGGCAAUCCGAUUCUUCUUAACCAGCCGGCCGGAGAUACCCAUCCGUUUUGGGUUUGAUCAGAUCGAUAGGAGCAAGUACCAGAAUACUAUCCUGCAAAAUCUGGAUGAAGAUGUGAUAAAACAUGACAUCGCCUUAUAUCUUAGAGAAGAAUUCUCGAAAAUACAGCAGAAGCGCCGGCAUGCUCUUUCCCCUGGCUGGCCUGGAGAGGAACGAAUCGAAGCCUUAGCAAUGAUGGCUUGUCCGCUCUUUAUUUUUGCAGCUACAGUGUGUCGUUUUGUGGCGGAUAGGCAUUUUGACCCGGAUGAGCGGCUUCAGAAGUUUCCCAUUAGUUCUACAGGAUCAAAGAUGGAUAGCACAUACCGACCCGUUCUGAACCAACUCCUUGUCCAGGAUGCUACGGACAGGAAUGAGCUGAUUGAAGAGUUUCAGAGAAUCAUUGGUGUAAUCAUUCUUCUUGCUAAUCCGCUCUCAUUGAGCUCCCUUGCGGAGCUGUUGCUUGACACUCCAGAACACAAUAGCAGCACUCAUCUGGAACGUCGCAUGCAUCUAGAACGUCAAAUCAGCGCUCAUCUGGAUUCAUUUCAUUCAGUCCUGUCUAUACCCAGCGAUCCAGAACUACCUAUACGGACCCUGCAUUUGUCCUUCCAUGAUUAUCUGGUGGAUGAUCGUACAAGAAGUGAAAAGGCCACAUCUCAAUUCUGGGUGGAUAAAAGGGAAAAGCACGAGUUUAUAGCCUGCCAAUGUCUUGCUGUCAUGGACCGUUACCUCAGAAAAAAUAUGUGCGACCUGCCAACCUAUGGGACCAGCCGAACAGAGAUAGACCUUAAUUCUAUAGCAAGAUUUCUGCCGCCUGCCCUCCAGUACGCCUGUCGUUAUUGGGUUUACCAUCUCACCCAGAGCUUAGCACCAGCGACGAGCCUUGACCAAGUCCUCCCUUUCCUGAAAGAGCACUUUCUUCAUUGGUUGGAGUCAAUGAGUAUUUUAGGGAUAAUAUCAGAAGCCAUAAUUGCAGUGAAUUCAUUGCUCCAACUGACCAAAGUGAGUAUUAACUAG